Phytophthora infestans T30-4 is the source of this 1491-nucleotide messenger RNA. RefSeq lists its product as uncharacterized. The record is from RefSeq and is a predicted model, not a curated record. The transcript has 6 exons. Lineage: Eukaryota; Oomycota; Peronosporomycetes; Peronosporales; Peronosporaceae. The coding region runs from base 1 to 1491 and encodes 496 amino acids.
AUGUCCACCGCAAGUGAUAUCUCUGCUUUCGAGCACUCCAUUCUGGAUUCGACUAGUAGCACUGGCGCUGGUCAAAUUCAAUUCAACCUAUCCACGAUCUCUUCUCAAUAUGCGUUUGUCAACUGGGAAGAGGCUGUCAUUGAUCUUCCAAUCAAGCUUCAGAUUCUCAAUGCUGGAGAAUCUUCUGUUACCUCGACCGCUGCUUGUACCGUUGAUCAGCUUGUUCCCAAGGCAGAUGCCUGGCAAUUCAUUGAUUCCGUUCAAGCUGUUGUAGAUGGCGUGACCGUUCAGACGAAUCAAGUUCAUGAAAAUGUGAAUGCUACAUUCAAGGCGCUAACCGAAUGGGACUACAACUCCUACAUUAAACGAGGACCAACGAGCAGCUUCGUGCUAGAUGAAUAUCGUCUACCAAUUCCCGGAGUCGCCCAAAAUCUUGACAACAUGGCAGCAUCCAAUUAUAUUAGCGGCACCGCUGGCGAAUGGGGUCUUUUUAACACAUUUUCGAAUGGAGGUGCCCGCAAGUAUACGUCGCGCCCAGCUGGCGCCGUUGCUGCCGGUGCUCCGUUUAGCGUAGCGCAUUAUUUAGCCUGCCUUAAGCUCUCUGGCUUAUCCGACUACUUCAAGAAAUGUACAAUGCAAAGGAACAAGAAGGGGUUCAUGUAUAUCAACUAUAACUGCUGUGCUACGUCAAUUCCCACUGGUGGAUCAGCAGGUACGGUUGCAGCAACGAAUAUUGCUAGCAUCAACAGUAAUAUGAACUUCGGCAACACUUGCCCAAUUCUAUGGAAUGGUACAUCCGCAAAUACAACCAACACUGGCGAAUCAAGUGGUUUAGCUGUUCCAGGAUCAACACAUUUGUUAGUCACAGCCGAUGUUAAUGGUACUGCAACUUCGGGAAGUGGUAUUGCUCCAUCGCAGACAUUCUCUCGUCAACUUGCUCCAACAUAUAGCCCAAAUCAAUCAGCUGACAACGCUCUCAUCCAAAAGAAGACGUUCCGUUACAUUGAACGUGUAACCAACAAGUUUACUGCCCAUGCCGGUCCGUUAUUUACAUGGACGGUGACGAAUGGUAUUGCCAAUCCGAAAAAAUUGAUUAUGCAACCUGUUAUUACAAAUGUAACCCCUGAAUCAAGCUCUUUACCAGAUGUGAUCAAUUUAUUCCGUAGUUGCUUUUCAACGAUGCCUAACGUCCCAAUUUGGAAUAAUCCUGUCAACUUCGGCUACGAUCUAUUCCGUCUAUGGGAAUCACUGUACCGAUUCAUUGCUGUUGACAUUGGCCGUCGUCUACCCAGCGAAGAUGGUGCAGGCAAGUCGAUCAUUGUUUCGGGUACGAACAACACGAACUACGCGCUUACGAUUUAUUCUCAUAUUCUACGUGAAGUCGUAGCAACUGUAGAUACUGCUAUGGACACUGUCUUUCUAGGCGCGCAAAAAGCGUAUGAUCGCUACUACAAUGCAAUGACCAAAACAGCAAGCUUUAGACCUCGCUAG